This is a messenger RNA of Papilio machaon (common yellow swallowtail), 1386 nucleotides long. Its product is annotated as sorbitol dehydrogenase. Lineage: Eukaryota; Metazoa; Arthropoda; Insecta; Lepidoptera; Papilionidae. The coding region runs from base 188 to 1228 and encodes 346 amino acids. The record is from RefSeq and is a predicted model, not a curated record. The transcript has 8 exons. Gene Ontology annotation, molecular function: zinc ion binding; L-iditol 2-dehydrogenase (NAD+) activity. Gene Ontology annotation, biological process: D-sorbitol catabolic process.
CAGCGAGUGACGCCGGGCACGCUUAGUUAGAAUUCCGCAGUUGAUUGACGUACAAUAAACAAUGAUUUGAAUUUAUUCUUAGCAUUAUCUCGUUUCAUUAUAUUACUUAAAUCAUAUCAAUUCGCCAAACGUCACAUUUAACUACAGAUUCAAGAUAAGUACAGACGAGCAUUUAAAUUAUACAAAGAUGCACAAUUACGCCGCAGUAUUAUACGGACCUAAAGAUUUAAGAAUUGAAAAUUUGCCGGUCCCUGAAAUCAAUGAUAAUGAGGUGCUGGUCAAGAUAUCAUGUGUGGGCAUCUGCGGCACUGACGUGAAGAUGUACAGCACCGGCAAGUGCGGGCUGGAGGUGCCCACUGAACCUAUGGUGAUAGGCCAUGAGGGCGCAGGCAUUGUUACUAAGGUUGGCGCUAACGUGAGACAUCUGAAGGUGGGUGACCGCGUUGCAAUCGAGCCGACAGCGCCGUGUAAAAGUUGCGAGUUCUGUGUGUCGGGCCGCUACAACCUGUGCGACGAGCCCUCGUAUUGCUCCACGCCCGCCGCGCCAGGCAACCUGUCACAGUACUACAAACACGUCGCCGACUUCUGCCACAAGUUACCAGAUAACCUAUCAAUGGAGGAAGGCGCUGCUGUCCAGCCCCUAGCCAUCGCGAUCCACGCCUGCAACCGUGCCGGCAUUAAACUUGGCACUAACAUGGUUAUCUUGGGUGCGGGGCCUAUAGGAGUACUCUGCGCUAUCACCGCUAAAGCCAUGGGCGCAGCCAAGAUACUGAUGACAGAUGUCGUACAAUCUCGAUUGGAUAUAGCAAAACAACUGGCUGCAGACUACACUCUUCUUAUAAAGAAAGAAUACUCCGACGAGGAGGUUGUGGAGAAGAUCAGAUCAACUCUCGGCGGUAGACCUCGAGUUACUAUAGACGCAUGCGCAUUUCCUUCCGCACAACGCGUUUCUAUGCUGGUGACAAAGAAGGGCGGUACCAUAUUGAUAGUGGGUGUGGGCGACACCACAGUAGAGGUGCCGCUGUCGGGUGCCGUGCUGCGAGAGAUAGACGUCAAAGGUUCCAACAGGAUACUUAACACUUAUGGUCCAGCGAUAGCGGCAGUGUCCAGUGGCGCUAUAGAUCUGAAACCCUUCAUCACUCACCACUACCCUCUGGAGAAGACAGAGGAAGCCAUCUUACUCGCCAAAACAGGCGCCGCCAUGAAGAUUAUUAUACAUCUCAAAUAAAUGAAUAGGGUAUUUUUCUUACCCCUAUAUCGAUCUGUUACUAAGAAAAGACAAGUUGGAAAAUAGAAUUGUAAUAUUGAAUGAUUUCUGUUCUUAUUGAAUGAUCUUUCAUUCAUUCAUUCACUCAUUUAUUAUGACUAAGGAAUGUAUUCAAAUAC